This is a messenger RNA of Oncorhynchus masou masou (cherry salmon), 771 nucleotides long. Its product is annotated as translation initiation factor eIF2B subunit beta-like. The transcript has 11 exons. Gene Ontology annotation, molecular function: guanyl-nucleotide exchange factor activity; translation initiation factor activity. The record is from RefSeq and is a predicted model, not a curated record. Lineage: Eukaryota; Metazoa; Chordata; Actinopteri; Salmoniformes; Salmonidae. Gene Ontology annotation, cellular component: eukaryotic translation initiation factor 2B complex. The coding region runs from base 1 to 771 and encodes 256 amino acids. Gene Ontology annotation, biological process: translational initiation.
AUGCCAGGGUCUCGUGGUAGCAGCGAGGAGACAGACCAGCAGGAAUCCCUUCACAAGUUGCUAACGUCAGGGGGGCUGAGUGAGGAGAACUUCAGACAGCACUUUGUUCAUCUCAAAGCCAACGUCAUAGAGGCCAUCAAUGAACUCCUCACAGAGCUAGAGGGCACCACAGACAACAUCGCCAUGCAGGCCCUGGAGCACAUCCACUCCAACGAGGUCAUCAUGACUGUCGGCCGCUCACGCACCGUCGAGGCCUUCCUCAAAGACGCAGCGAGGAAACGCAAGUUCCACGUCAUCGUGGCCGAGUGUGCCCCCUUCUGCCAGGGUCAUGAAAUGGCUACUAAUCUCUCCAAAGCCAGCAUCGAGACCACUGUCAUAGCCGACGCCGCCAUAUUCGCAGUGAUGUCCCGAGUGAAUAAGGUCAUCAUCGGAACACAGACGGUUCUGGCCAAUGGCGGGCUCCGGGCGGUCAACGGAACCCACACUGUAGCUCUAGCAGCCAGGCACCACUCGACUCCGCUCAUCGUCUGCGCUCCCAUGUUCAAGCUCUCUCCUCAGUUUCCCAAUGAAGAGGACACUUUCCAUAAGUUUGUCUCCCCACACGAGGUGCUUCCUUCACAGAAGGAGAGAUUCUAUCCAAGGAGAGAUUCUAUCCAAGGAGAGAUUCUAUCCAAGGUGAACGUGCACUGUCCCGUGUUCAACAUGAGAGAUUCUAUCCAAGGAGAGAUUCUAUCCAAGGUGAACGUGCACUGCCCCGUGUUCAACAUGUGA